Oryza sativa Japonica Group (Japanese rice) is the source of this 2133-nucleotide messenger RNA. RefSeq names its product ureide permease 2. The record is from RefSeq and is a predicted model, not a curated record. Gene Ontology annotation, biological process: nitrogen compound transport. Gene Ontology annotation, cellular component: membrane. Gene Ontology annotation, molecular function: allantoin:proton symporter activity; uracil:monoatomic cation symporter activity. Lineage: Eukaryota; Viridiplantae; Streptophyta; Magnoliopsida; Poales; Poaceae.
ACUACUUAAUUAGCUAAGGUUUAGCUAUAGCUAAGCUCACUGACUAUGCAUGAAGCUUCCAGAGGCAGUGAGGCACCACAAAUUUUCAGACACAUGCUGGCUGGAGUAGUGUAAAUAUACACACACACACACUCUCUCUCUCAUAGUAACAGGGCUCAAGGGCCAACAAGAUUAGCACUCACUGGUUCUUCUUCCUUGUUUAUUUGGUAAUUACUCUGUCCCUGAUUCUUCUCCGGCUCCGGCGAGAUCAUGUAUCUUGUGAAGGAUAUCGGCGGCGCCAUUGCGCUGAUGGGCGUGUCACUGGUGCUCCUGGGCACAUGGCCGGUGGUCCUCGCCGUGCUGGAGCGCCGCGGCCGCCUCCCGCAGCACACCUACCUGGACUACUCCAUCACCAACUUCCUCGCCGCCCUCCUCGUCGCCUUCACCUUCGGCCAGAUCGGCGCCGACACGCCGGAGACGCCUAAUUUCCUCACACAGCUCACCCAGAUGCAGGACAACUGGCCUUCAAUCUUGUUCGCGAUGUCGGGUGGCAUCUUUAACGGCCUAGGGACACUGGCCACGCAGUACGGGUGGGCGUUCGUCGGGCUUUCGGUCACCGAGGUCAUGGCGUCAAGCCUGAAGGUUGUCAUAGGGACAACACUGAACUAUUUUCUCGAUGGCCGGAUCAACAAGGCGGAGAUUCUUUUCCCCGGUGUCGGAUGCUUUCUGAUUGCAGCCUGCCUUGGAUCUCUUGUUCACUCUUCCAAUGCUGCUGACAACCAGGAGAAGCUGUCUAGUGCCAUGGUGAACCACAGCAACACCAAUGGGGACACUGAAAAUGAAGAACUCACCAAGCACCUCCUUGAGAUAGAACAACCCAAGGAUUGUGAAGAACAAGAGCCUGAAGUGGCACCGGCUGCCCAGGCUGUGGAAAAACUAGAGGCAGGAACAGCUGAUUUCCUGGUUGACCUUGAGGGGAAGAGAUCUAUUAAAGUGCUCGGAUCGAACACCUUCCUGGGCCUCGGCAUCGUCACCUUCGCCGGCGUGAGCUACUCCCUCUUCUCGCCGGCGUUCAACCUCGCCACCAACGACCAGUGGCACACGCUCGGGGAGGGCGUCCCCCACAUGGUGGUGUACACGGCAUUCUUCUACUUCUCCCUCGCCUGCUUCGCCAUCGGCAUCGCCCUCAACAUCUGGUUCCUCUACCACCCCAUGGUCGGCGUGCCGCGGUCGUCGCUCACGGCCUACCUGAAGGAUUGGAAGGGGAGGGAUCUUGCUCUCGUCGCAGGCAUGGUGUGUGGCCUUGGCAAUGCGUUCCAGUUCAUGGCUGGGCAGGCUGCUGGGUAUGCUGCUGCUGACGCUGUCCAGGCGUUGCCGCUGGUGAGCACGGUGUGGGGGAUCGUGCUGUUCGGCGAGUACCGGAGAUCGUCGCGGCGGACUUACACUCUCCUGGGGAGCAUGCUGUUCAUGUUCGUCGUCGCCAUGGUCAUCCUCAUGGCGUCGUCGGCGCACCGGAGGCCGCUCUGAUGGCGGCCGGCCGGCGGCUGCCGUCGACCUCCUCCUCUCCUCAUGGACAUGACCGAGAAACAUCAGAAGAAGAAGAAGAAGCUGCAUAUGUACAGCUCCAUUGAUCUGACCACAUCAGUGUGUAGUUCCUGACCUUCUCGACGUAGGAUCUAUGCAUAUUGCCUCCCGGUGCUUGCGCAUCGGCGAGGCUACACAUCAAUUAAUUUCUUCUGCAAUGAGCAACCAUGGGAUGGGGGAGUGAAUUUGGAGAUGUGAUUGGACUAGUAUAUAGUGUAAUGUUGUAAUAUAUGUCUCAGCUUCUUUGUGUGAAGCUUCUGUGAAGGGAACCAAAAUAAUUUUCAAAUGUAUAAAUUUUGAUCAAUGUUAUGAGGAGCUACUUCCUCCGUUUCACAAUGUAAGUCAUUACAUUCAUAUUAAUGCUAAUGAUUCUAGAUAGAUAUAUAUGUCUAGAUUCAUUAGCAUCAAUACGAAUGUGGAAAAUGCUAGAAUGACUUACAUUGUGAAAUGGAGGGAGUAGCUAUUAAGGCUAGCUCUAGUAAAACCAGAUUAAUAACCUUUUUGUAAUCCUCAAAGUAGAAAUGUUACAACUUUGACAAUGAAAGAAUCAAUAAUGGCAUUAUGACGUCA